AUGGGCACAAGGGAUAUGUUAAAUAUGACAAUCUUUCAUUCUCUCAGUAAUCCAAGCGCUGCUCUUGUAUUUCUAGGUCAAUUGUCAAAGAUGUCAGAAGAAAUCCAACAAACCGAAAAUCAGUCUCUAAAAGAACUACUUUAUGAGCGUUAUAAAGACUACCUCAAUCUUUCAGAUGCUGAUCGAAAUCGUUAUGCAAGUUUUUCAAAAGAACUAACCAAUGGAUUAAAAAGCGAUGAUCCAGGAUGCGUAAAAAGAAUAAUUAGCAAUCAUAUUCAUUCUGACCCUGAAAGUUGA
Molecule: messenger RNA, 297 nt
Organism: Heterobilharzia americana
Lineage: Eukaryota; Metazoa; Platyhelminthes; Trematoda; Strigeidida; Schistosomatidae
Source: the annotation of a GenBank genome assembly